GUUUUGGUUGCCGGAGUUUCGUUUGCUUGCUGGAUUCUGCUUUCACUCUUCCCAGCCUUGAGUGGGGUUACCAUUUCUCUCUUGUGCUGCCUCCAGAUUGAUAACAUGGAGCAACUGAAGCUUAUAGUGGAACAAAUGUUGUUUCAACUCAAACAAGGUUUAGUUGGUCAAUCCAGUGCUAAUGUGAUUGAAACGAUCGGACUGUUGGAACAACUUAAGUCACUUCUGCUUGCUACAGUUUUGCACCCUAGUGCCCUGGCUGCUCCCUACCCCCAGAUGUCCCAGGUGGCUGCUCCCUACCCCCAGAUGUCCCAGGUGGCUGCUCCCUACCCCCCCAGAUGUUCCAGGUGGCUGCUCCCUACCCCCAGAUGUCCCAGGUGGCUGCUCCCUACGCCCAGAUGUCCCAGGUGGCUGCGGCCCGCCCCCAGAUGUCCCAGAUGGCUCCCCGCCCCCAGAUGGCUGUGGCUGCUCCCCCACCUAUAUGACAGACGAAUCGUUGCUUUCACCUUUAAACAUUGUCCCAACUGUGCCCAGAACAGAUGUAAUCCGGUUCCUUGGAGUGCGGUGAGAGACAUCAACCCUAGGCAAGUAGUACCAGUACGUGGGUUGGUCAACGUCACUGGCAAUGGUUGAUGAGCAAACUCAGACAAAUUCACUAUGCUGUCAGGGGGACUUCCCUUCCUCAGAGUUUCGUAUUCUGAACCUACAAUUUCAAGAAAGAUCAGUUGCCACUCUUUCGUAAGCUCUAUGGUAAUCCAGUAGACCGGGUGAGCAAACCCGGCCAACGGGAGAGGUGGCCAUUGUAGGUUCAGAAUACGAAACUCUGAGGAAGGGAAGUCCCCCUGACAGCAUAGUGAAUUUGUCUGAGUUUGCUCAUCAACCAUUGCCAGUGACGUUGACCAACCCACGUACUGGUACUACUUGCCUAGGGUUGAUGUCUCUCACCGCACUCCAAGGAACCGGAUUACAUCUGUUCUGGGCACAGUUGGGACAAUUUUUAAAGGUGAAAGCAACGAUUCGUCUGUCAUAUCAAUGGCAUGUGUGUGAAGGGUUUGGGGCUAAGUACGAGCUUUUGAUUGUGAUUGAGGAUCACGGUGGCUAGCUACCCAUUGAUGUGGAGGUUGAGGUGGAGCUCGGGAUGGAGCUUAUUAUGCACCGUAGUUUUCAUACUUUUGCAAAACUGAACAUGGACCAAACCUUAUAAAUAUGGACGAUGAAGUUGUGUUUAUAUUUUCAUUUGAUUUAUUUCCUCGACAAUCUAAAACUCUGAAUUCAAUUAAUUUACAAAUGGGUAGGUGAGGAUGAGUAGUUUUGUUUUUGUGGGUAAUUAUGUCAUUCACCCAUAGUAUAGUGAGAGAGUUUCAGUAUUUGUUA
Nicotiana attenuata is the source of this 1374-nucleotide messenger RNA. RefSeq lists its product as uncharacterized. NCBI's taxonomy places the organism in Eukaryota, Viridiplantae, Streptophyta, Magnoliopsida, Solanales, Solanaceae. The coding region runs from base 106 to 633 and encodes 175 amino acids. The record is from RefSeq and is a predicted model, not a curated record. The transcript has 5 exons.